This is a messenger RNA of Lepus europaeus (European hare), 1246 nucleotides long. RefSeq names its product chromosome 21 C16orf89 homolog (gene C21H16orf89). The record is from RefSeq and is a predicted model, not a curated record. Gene Ontology annotation, cellular component: membrane; cytosol. NCBI's taxonomy places the organism in Eukaryota, Metazoa, Chordata, Mammalia, Lagomorpha, Leporidae. The transcript has 8 exons. Bases 1 to 1089 code for a protein of 362 amino acids.
AUGGCCAGGUGGGGGCUGCUGCUGCUGCUCUUGCUGUCGGCCCUGCAGCCGCUGUGGCCUUCUGCACUGCCCCCGCCAGGCACCGCAGCGGGCAAAGCUGCCGUCGCGGGCCUGAUCCUGUCUGCACUGGAGAGAGCCACCGUCUUCCUGGAGAAGCGACUGCCGGAGAUCAACCUGGACGGCGUGGUGGGGUUCCGGGUGCUGGCAGUGCAGCUCAAAGGCGUCCAGGAGGAGUGGGCCCAGGACCCUCCACUGCAGCCGCUGGGCCUGCGCGCGGGGAAGCUGGUGGAGAAGCUGGAGGCCCUGCUCCCCAGAUCCCUUCACUACCUCCAGCUGAGUGACCCCCAGUACCUACGAGAGUUCCGGCUGGCCGUCCAGCCCGGGUUUUGGAAGCUGCCCCACACGUGGACCCGCACCAACGCCUCCCUGGUGUACAGCGCGUGGGAGCCCCAGGACUUGUUCUCGGAGGGCAGCAGCGACCGGUGCCUGGUGCAGCUGCUGGGCACUGGGACGGACGGCGCCCCGCCCUGCAGGCUCUCGGACUCAUGUAGGACCCUCAUGACAAGGCUGGGCUGCUGGGGCUACUGCCUGUCCCACCAGAUGCUCUUCUUCCUCUGGGCCCGGAUGAUGGGCUGCACGGAUGGGCCAUUCCACCACAGCCAGCACUACCUCAGCGUCCUCUGUGCCAACAUGAUGGACGUGAACCGGAGGAUUGAGGCCAUCGGAUACGCCUUCCCGGCCCAGGACCUCUUCCUGGAAAACAUCAUGUUCUGCGGGCUGGCCGGCUUCUCCGACUUCUACAAGCGCCGGUGGCUGGAGGCCAUUGUCAGCUGGCAGAGGCCGCAGGAAGGGUGCUUCGGGAAGCCAGCUGCUACAGGUGAGGCUGUGCCCAGAGCACCCCAAUCCCCACAGCGCCUCCUGCAAAGAGUGAAGAGGCAGGAAAAGGAAUUCACAGAUGGCUGCCUCGCCCACCAGACAACCACUGCCGUGGCUGCCCUGGGGGGCUUUCUCUACAUCCUGGCAGAAAACCCUGUGGAAGACGGAGCCCCGCCACCCCGAGCAGCACCUGAGCCCACUGUCCACAGAUGAGCAGCCUCUGUGAGGCCUCUUCCUCGGGCCCCAGGGGCCUGGGUCACUUCCUGUUGGGACAGAGAUGAGCAGCAGCCCAGACCCCCACCUGAGGUUGCCCGGAAGCUGAGUGAGCAGGGCCAGGGAGGGUGUGGCUGGGGGGCCCCAGGCCGAGCAG